ACAUUUACACGUGUCAAAGCGCAAGUUCGAGCAUUUGAAGAGUGACGUUAGCGUCGUCUCAUUGGAGGAUGGAGUACGACCCUGUAAAGGGUAAAUUUCGCGCCAGUUUGCGGUGGCUGUAUUCUUUGGUUCACCAGGCAGACGGAAAUGUGCUGGACACACCAGAGAAGACGGUUACUGUCGAACACCCAUUCGUCAUUGUUCAACAAUGUGUACAAGUGCGGCAAGAAAUCGUCAACGACCUCACACAAGGCGGUCUCUACUGCACUGCAUGUCAUGCUGUGUUUACUAGCCAGUUGGAACGAAAGCCAACCGAUGUGUCCGAAGUAAUACAAAACCUUGCUCGUAGAGGAUUUUAUGUUUCAGUGGGUGAUGAAGAGGUAGAAGUUGAUGAAGAUGUCCUUUGUCAAAGAAAUCCAUUCAGUGAGGUGUCUCAUGUUGCUCUUAUUGACGCAUUGAUGACUGCACAAAUGACCAAAAUUGUGUCAAUAGAACAUGUUGUACACACUGUGAAAAAGUAUGGAUCAUUCAAUGCUUCAAAAGAAUUGCCAUUUGAUCUUGAAGAUGCUUUACUAUUGUGGGUCAACAAAGUAUGUCACUUUGCUGUCAAACAACACAUUGAGUCAUUACAAAGCAACGAUGCUACGACGUCAAGUGCUCGUUGCAGACGAAGAUUGAGAGCCAAAGUAGGGCAUUUGCAAGUUCCAUUUAUGGACGACUUGGGAAGGGAUUUGAGAGAUGGCAGAUGUCUUGGGGUACUAACCAGCUUUUUUCUUCCCGAUUUAUUGGAUAUUCAAGCUUUAAAGCUUUCUGAUGAUCUUACGCAAGACAACAUGAAGGGAAAUGUGCAAUUGGUGAAGAUUGCACUGGACAAGAAGUUUGUUGCAUUCCCUUUAGCAGUUCCAUUGUCAGUUGAGGAUGUUGUUGAGUCGUCUCUUGUUCUCAAACAAAAUAUUGUAUCUUUGGUUGUUCAACUGUUUGACUGGUUUGAAGCAAAACAAAUAAGCAAGGGUCUUGAAAGGCCACUCAUUCAGACGCAUGGUCAAUUGACAGAUAAAUCAUCAGGUCACUCGCUGGUCGCCACAGAUGUGCCAGAAAACCAGAGUUUGGACUCAAAUACUAUUGUUACUCAUACGAGACACAGUCAUGUGCAAAAACGGUUCACAGGUGUAGAAAAGCCUCCACUACCAAAAUGUCGUCAGCCUGAAGGUAAGCGAGAGAAACAAUCUUUUCAAGAAUGUUUGGUAGAACAAGUCUCAGAAAAGACAGUUAACAAUGGCAGUCAUGGUAUUGUCAUACAUGGAGUUUCACAGGGAGUUCAAUCAAACUUUGAAGGUAAAGAGCUAAAGGUGCAUCCUGCACAUUGGAGACAUGUACCAUUGAAACGUGGUCGAUGGAUGUCUAAGAGUCUGGACAGUUUUCAAAAAGACCUGCCAGUGAGAAUAGAAGGGUUGACUAUAAGUAAUAAUACUGACAGCAAAUAUAGUGGACCAGAGACAUGCCUGACAGCAGGAAAACAGGAGGACGUUGUUGCUGACCUUGUUGCUUCAAGUAUGCAGUCAAGCAAUCUAAAUGAAACAUUCAGCUGCAAUCAUGAAUCAGAAAUUGUAGAUGAUCAAAAUACCAAUGACUUCGCCAUAUUUGAGGGAAGUGAGGAGACGAAAAUGGUACAAAAUGAAGUAGAAAACAAAACAGAAAAUAGAGUAGAGUUGUAUGCAAAUGAUGUCAGUACUGCUGUAGAGAGCGAUGCCCUAGUUGUGUCAGACAUGACCGUUGGUGACAAUGUAAGAUGUAAAUCUUCCAUUCAUCAUGAACCAGAUCAGAAACACUCGGUUGUAGAUAAAAAAAUUGCUGACAUUGAUGAGGUACUAGAUGAUGAAAUUGUGGUUUCCCAACAACUGGUUGUAGAGACAAACAAGCAUGAGACAGUUUUAACAAAAGGUCAGUGUGUAGAGCCACUCGAAGGGCAAAUUGCCAACCCACACACUGAGCAGAAUGAAAGAGAUAUUGACAAUGAAUCUUCCAAGCUUUCUCCAGAACUAUUGGUUCUUAGACUAAAAUUGGAAGAGAAGAGACGGACAAUAGAACAAGAGCGGUUACAGUUGGAAGCACAAUGGGAAGAACACAAAAGACGUGUGAGUGAGGUAGCACUGUUGGAGGCUUUGCGGAGAGCAAAGACUGCAACGUCCACACCAACUAGAAAGCCCUCAUUGGUUCUAUCUAGCGGGCAAAGUGUCGUACAGAGGAACAAAUGGUUAGAGAAUGGCGAGGGAGGAGUAGGACGAAAGCAACAGACAGUUGCUGAGACAGUGUCUAGUCAGUCUUGUCACGAGAAGGUGGUGCCAGUUCGUGUUCCCGUUACAUCAGCCGCAGACAAUGAGGAGAUGGCUCUGAGACAAGGAACUGGUGGUACUGACUUAUUCAUGGCUUCUACUGCUGCAGGUAUAGCAGACGAACACAUUGUGACAUCACGUGAUCAUGAAAACCAUGCAUCUCCCAUUUUGUCUGAACGUAAGAGAUUGGAAGAGAAAUAUGAUACUGGUGAAACAAUAAGCUUGAAUCAAUCGUCCAGUCAGUUGACAUCGACGGUGUUGCAGUCAGGGGGACAUCACCCAUCACUUCAGCUACAACCAGAAGAGAGUUUGGAUAAAGGAGCAGGUAUUGACAAGUCUGUUGGGUUUUUUGUAGGAGGGUGGGGUAACGAAGACAACAAGAUUUCAUCAGAUGAGCUGGAACGUCGGAAAGCAAGACUGUUGCAGUCUAGACAAAAGCAGUUAGACGUCGAAAGGGAAAAGCGACAAGCUGAAGUUGAGAAGAGAAAGCAACGAGCAAGCAUGAAGUGUGCCGAGCAAGAGAGAUUGAGAAAGCAGAAGGAAGAGGAACAAGCCAGAAUCAGGGACGAACAAGAAGCAAAAGAGUUGGCACAAAUUGAAAUACUGAGUCUAGCACAGAAACGUCAAAAGACCAGACUUGUUCACAGUACUCAACCGAAACGUGCAGGACGUGCCAAUGAAUUUGACAGCGCAAAUCAACAAGAAUCGAGGAUGUUGGGGCAAACUAUGGUGAUUGGGUCUGAAUCGGGUGCUGAAAAUUCUUCAAAAACUGGAGUUGAGGCUGCAUUGUCAUCACCAGUGUCGGAUGCAGUUAGUUGGCAGUCGAAGAUUCCGACACGAUCCAACAGGCAACUGAUACAGAAUGCUGUUAGUCACGUGUGUUUGGCUGGUGACGUCAAUAGCCACCUGAAAGACAAAGUUCUUGAGGUACUAGAUGAGUCCGAAGCAGCUCACUUUCUCAUCCUGUUUCGAGAUGGAAGCGGAAAAAAGUUUCGUGCCCUCUACGCUUAUGAACCAGACACCAAUCAAUUACACAGACUCUGUGGUAAAGGUCCAAGACUUGUCGAUUCAAAGAUGAUUGCCGAGCUAUACAAAUACAAUAGCGGAAGCAAAUCGUUCCAGGUGAUCCAAUCGACGACACUAUCGUUGUCUGUCGAUGCUUUCACAAUCGACAGCCAACUGUGGCAGACAAAGCGUGGCAAGUCUGCUAGAAAACUGUAGUAAGUGCGAUACAUUAUUUUCUGAUUAUUUUCGUAUAAUAUUAUUAUAUAUGACGCAAGAGAGUGCUAUGAGCUAAGGACUGUUGUAUAUCAAAUUAUAUGAGACGUGAUAUGAUGCA
Molecule: messenger RNA, 3672 nt
Organism: Corticium candelabrum
Lineage: Eukaryota; Metazoa; Porifera; Homoscleromorpha; Homosclerophorida; Plakinidae
Product: calmodulin-regulated spectrin-associated protein 2-like
Exons: 10
Coding region: 69-3554 (1161 amino acids)
Biological process (GO): negative regulation of microtubule depolymerization; neuron projection development; cytoplasmic microtubule organization
Cellular component (GO): microtubule minus-end
Molecular function (GO): calmodulin binding; spectrin binding; microtubule minus-end binding
Source: RefSeq, a predicted model, not a curated record